This is a messenger RNA of Lentinula edodes (shiitake mushroom), 1342 nucleotides long. RefSeq lists its product as uncharacterized. The coding region runs from base 303 to 1046 and encodes 247 amino acids. The record is from RefSeq and is a predicted model, not a curated record. Lineage: Eukaryota; Fungi; Basidiomycota; Agaricomycetes; Agaricales; Omphalotaceae. The transcript is spliced from 2 exons.
GUUACGCAAUUGACUCCGUUAGCCUUACAAUGUAUCGAUAUAAAUACUGUGUUCAUCGUCGUUAUCAUCCCUGGUUACUGGUAGCUUAGCAGUAGCUUAGCCAAAUUCUCACAAUAUGUAGUCUGUUGCCGCCCAAUUUCGAGCUCAUAGGCGGCUACAGCUGCAGCAAGCGAGCCAUUGCCACCCUUCUUCAGCCUUCUUCCCUUAUGUAAUGGGACUGAGGAUUCAAAUCUUCUAGCUCCUCCGAUUCACCCCAAUUCGCUUCCCCUUUGUACUCUCGACCCCCCUGUGUCAUCACCGCUAUGCUGUUCCUACCGCGAUCUCUGUUACGUUCGCUCUGCGUACUUGUCCUCAUCCCUUUGGCCAUCCUUGGGGUCUGGGCCAUGCCACUUGCACCGCGCGACGCCCUCUCCACCAUUCCCCAGCUGGAAUCGCGUGCCCCAGGCGGGAACCAAGACUUGAAGCUCCCUCUCGUGCUGCUAAGAUACGAUAAACGUGGUGCAAGCAUAGCUGCUUCAACCGUAACUGAUUUCAAAAAUCAUGAUUCUCGCAUUAUGAUUCUGCAAGAUGGUGAAUAUUGGGUCCUUCGUUUAGGUUCCGCCCGUCGAAAACCGAUGUUUUUUGAAGCAAAAGAAACUUCAUUCAGAGGUACCUUUGAAAUCCAGAGCCGGCAGCCAAGUAGCAAACCACAACUUGGGGUGGCGCUUGGGGAUGUUACAAUAGAGGCCAAAGACGAAGAAAAAUUGUACAAUACUAUUCCAACCCUCCCAUGGCAUUUGGAUGCAUUCUCUACACUUGAAGGAGUGGUGAAUUACCUCUUGGGGAAACUGAAAGAACAUCCGCUCCUUGAGGGUGUUGUAUAUACUCCCCGCAUGGACCCAGAUCAGCCAUCAAUAUUCUCAGCAAUGGCAGACCCGAAUUUAGUACAUCAAUAUCCAAAAUCCUUGUACUUGAAGUUGAAACCUGGCGUGACAAGGGACAGUUGGUGGAAUCGCAACAAAAUUCAACACGGUGAUAACAUCAGCAAAAAGUCAGGCUCACCGUGAGGCGAAACAAUGCAUCGUACUGCAUUGUAAGGUGUGACAACAUUGCGAGGCAGCAACGGCAUUGCGCCGCCUCGUUCGCGAGAAAUUCCUCGUGCCAGCUACAAUGAAAUUCGGACCUCGCAACUGAUGCGAGGAUAUUUGAGGCUUACGAGGCACUGCGAUCCCCCGGAAACUACUGUACAUUACCAGGCAACAUCGCGCUGAAUCUCUCCGUUGGUCGUACUAGAUCUCAUAUAUAAAUAACAAUAAUGCUAUCAUUGACCAAUAGUAGGCAAAUAUACAUGAUAUGAGAACGA